Molecule: messenger RNA, 1813 nt
Organism: Salvelinus sp. IW2-2015
Lineage: Eukaryota; Metazoa; Chordata; Actinopteri; Salmoniformes; Salmonidae
Product: calcium and integrin-binding protein 1
Molecular function (GO): magnesium ion binding; calcium ion binding
Source: RefSeq, a predicted model, not a curated record
CUAUGACCAAUAAGCACACUAUAUACUCAAUUCACAUCACAAAUAGUACGGUUAGUAUGAGUAUUCAAACACAACUCAAGUCUGGGUUCCAUUGGCGCAGGCAGCCGCAGAAUAGCAGGUGACACGUCCGGCAUUUCGACUUAAUAAUAUUACGUAAAUUCCGGAAAGGGAAGUGGCUCCUUUGGAAAGUUAUCGAAGCAGAAAGUUCUCAGAAGUUAUCUAGCUAAACAAACAGAAGAAGGGAAAAAUGGGAACAACAGCAAGUCAAUUAGGGAAGGAUCUGCUCUCAGAAUAUCAGGAGCUGACAUUUCUUACAAAACAAGAAAUUCUGUUGGCACACAAGCGAUUCAGUGAACUCCUUUCCAAAGAGGACAGAAACCUCACCAGUGUGCCCAUGGAGAAAGUCCUUUCACUGCCAGAACUCAAGUCCAACCCUUUCAGGAAAAGGAUCUGCCAUGUAUUCUCAACAUCUGAUAUGAAAGAUGGAAGUCUCACCUUUGAGGACUUCCUUGAUCUCUUGAGUGCCUUCAGCGAUUCAGCAACACUGGAAAUCAAGUCCCACUACGCAUUCCGCAUUUUUGACUUUGAUGACGAUGGCACUCUGGAUGGCGGGGACCUGGAGAAGCUGGUGAACUGUUUGACUGGUGAGACUGAAGACACAAGGCUUACACCUGAAGAGAUGAGGCAGCUCAUCAGCAAUAUUCUUGAAGAGUCAGAUAUAGACAAAGAUGGGACAGUAAAUCUGUCAGAGUUCCAACAUGUUAUCUCGAGGUCACCAGAUUUCAUCAGUUCUUUUAAGAUUGUGCUGUGAAGUCUACGGAUAACACACCAGGAUAUGGAUGCAUUGGAUUCUGUUCUAUUCAUACUAAGAGGACCUCUUCUAUUUUUUCAUUGUAAUACCAGUAACUUUGAGAUUUUGCCUUAAAUUAUACAGAGUGGCUUUCCCCCCCAGACUAAAGGUUCCUAAGCUUCUGGGCGUGUGCGGAUCACACACGGUGCAUGUUUUUACCUCUACUUGACGCAUACAUUUGCGUUGUCUCUUUCCUUURACAUUUCUCAUUGUGAAUCGUGAAUGAUAAAGAGAUAAUGGAAUUUUUUUUGUAGGCACAAACUCCACCAUGGUUCGUUGGAGGGGAAAUGAAUGGUGUUUUUGGUUAAACACCAAAAAUAAGUUUAGGUAAACACGGUCUUGAGAUUUUUUUGGUUCUGAGAAUCUUCAUCAGCUAACAUCACUUUCUUGAAUUUUGAAGAAUUCAUAUAAUCUAUAAAAAAAAAAGCAUAGCACAAAGGCUUAAUUCAUAAACGUCAUGUUAACUGACUGGUAUUAUCGGAUAGAACAAAACAAGAUCUCCUCAGCCUGUGUUAACCUCAGACCUUAUUUUCGGCAUUUAUUCCAAAACCCUAUUCUUUCCCCAUUCAUUUUUCACAUAGGGUUGGCUGAACGAACCAAAGGUAACUAAUUUCUUGGGUUUUAGGACUACAAGCUGGUGAGCUCUGAUAAUUCUUCAAGUUUUUACCGGUUAAACGUCCAUACAGCAUCUGCAUACCAACCAUUUGAUCUCAUCAGUUUCAUGGGAUAUACAUUUAUAGCUUCGUGUUAUUAUUGUUUCGAAUGAUGGGCUAGUGAGCCAAUUUUUAGAGCAGAUGUUAAACUGUAGCAUAGUUUAGGCUGUGUUUUUGCCUAGUGGCCACAUGGAAAAAUUUGUUUUUUUGUCUGACAGUAAUGUCAUACUAUUAUAUUCGGUUGUUUUGUAGAAUACUAUCAUUGUGAUCUUGCAGGCUUUGAUCAAACUUUAUUAAACAAGCACCAUUA